Messenger RNA from Myzus persicae (green peach aphid), 1521 nucleotides. RefSeq names its product facilitated trehalose transporter Tret1-like. Bases 1 to 1506 code for a protein of 501 amino acids. Gene Ontology annotation, cellular component: membrane. The transcript has 4 exons. The record is from RefSeq and is a predicted model, not a curated record. Gene Ontology annotation, biological process: transmembrane transport; carbohydrate transport. Gene Ontology annotation, molecular function: sugar transmembrane transporter activity. NCBI's taxonomy places the organism in Eukaryota, Metazoa, Arthropoda, Insecta, Hemiptera, Aphididae.
AUGACUCCCAAGAUGGCUUUCUGGGGAGUAUGUCUAUCAUUUGUGACAUAUAUAACUCCACUUAAUAGGUAUUUGAACAGAAAACCAGUGCGGUUAUCUUUAACGUCUCCUAAACCAACCACAAGUAUUUUUCAUCAUCUCCUCUACCUUCUCAUUGCAGCCACGAUCGGUCCGUUUGCUGUGGGCACUGUGCUGGCGUGGAUGUCACCGGCGUUGCCCAUGCUGUUGUCCGCGGACUCAAAGAUCAAGAUGACGGCUGAUCAGGGGUCGUGGGUGGGUUCCUUGAUCGCCAUCGGUGCCAUCUUCGGGUCAAUACCGGCGGGCAGGACCGCUGACUUAAUCGGCCGAAAACCCGUCAUCGCCUUCCUGUCCCUGCCUUUCAUCAUCAGCUGGUCAAUGAUUUACUUCGCGACAGAGGUCUGGCAUCUAUACGUGGCGCGUCUGAUUGCCGGCACCUGCCUCGGAGGCAUCACCGCAACCGUCCCUAUGUACAUCGGCGAGAUAGCCGAGAAGUCCAUCAGAGGUGAGCUGACCUCUUUCGUUCAGGUAAACGUGACGCUGGGCAUAUUGUACGUUUACUCGAUCGGUCCGUUCGUGAAUUACGCGGGGCUGGCUAUCAUGUGCGGCAUAUUACCAGCUAUCUGGUUCGUCCUGGUACUGUUGGUGGUGCCAGAAUCUCCAACGUAUCUUUGGCGAUCCGGAAAGAGGAAGGAAGCAGAAGAUGUGUUGAUUAUCUUGCGUGGCAAAGACUACGACACUUCCGACGAGCUGGCGGCGCUGCAGAAGGAUCUCGAGGAGAAGAAGCCCAACAGCAAGUUAUCGGAAAUGAUAAAAUCCAAGCCCACGUUACGCGCGGCAUUCACAGUUUUGGGACUGCUUGGGUUUCUGUCAUGUUCCGGUAUCAACGUGGUAAUAUUCUACGCCGAGUCCAUAUUCAAGGGCAGCAACAGCAUGAUUUCCCCGAAAGCCUGCUCCAUCGUCAUCGGGGUCCUUCAAGUCGUAUUCACUUUCGCGUCCUCGCAGCUGGUGGACAGGGCUGGCCGGCGGGUGUUGUUGCUGAUCUCCGAUUCGGUGAUGGCCAUGUGCCUCGGUUCCCUGGCCUUCUACUUCUAUCAACAGGAGCGCGGCGUCGACGUGUCUGCGUUUAGUCUGGUACCGCUCAUCAGCUUGGGAAUUUAUAUCAGCACCUUCGCGCUGGGUUUCGGCCCAAUACCGGGGGUCAUGAUUGGAGAGCUGUUCAGCCCGGAAUUCAAGGGACUGGCAAUCGGCAUCGUGUGCGUGCUCGCGUCGUUGAUUGAGUUCUGCGUUGUCAAGUCGUAUCAUACCCUGUUGAAUCACUACAACCGCGGUGUUACGUUCGGAUUUUUCGCUUGCUGUUGCGUGGUGGGCACCUGUUUCGUGUUCUUCCUGGUGCCGGAGACAAAGAACAAGUCUCUACAGGAAAUCCAGGAGGAGCUCGCUGGUAAAAAGAGGUCGGCCAACCAGACGCAGGUUGUCAGCGUUUAGAUUGCCUGAACUAAU